AUGGCUGAGUUGGACGCCCUUAUUGACUCGCUCAUUCAACAACGCAACGCCCCGGAGGCGUCUUAUAUCGACUGCAGAUAUGAAAACACCCUCAAGGUCGAGCAGAUACCUGGGAAAGGUCAAGGAGUUUUCGCAAAACAGUUCUUGUCCGUGAAAGACCCGGUCUGUUCAUUAAACUUCCCAGCCAUGAUGGCGAUCGACUCGGACUUUUUACCGAUGACGUGCUAUCAUUGCCUGGUUGUCACGGAGAGUCCCCUACCCCUCCCAGGGCAUGGACACACAUCUAUCCAACUCAAGAUCUGCAACGGCUGUCGUUCUGCUCGCUUCUGCAGUAAAGACUGCCAGGUUGACGCCUGGCAUGCGUAUCACAAGUACGAAUGUAAGAUCUUCAAAAGGCUGCAAAACAACUUGCCCCCAGCCAUUCUUAGGGCGGUGUUGCGGGUAGUGCUCCUCAAGGACCGAGAUGUCCUGCCUAGCGACGAAUGGAGCCGCAUUUCGCAGCUAGUUUCUCACGAACAGAUCCUUGCUGCCCGAGGUCGGUCAAACCUGACGGACAUGGCCGAAGGCAUCAAACAUCUGGCCGCGUCCAGCAUGGGCAUUGAGACGAUUCAGAGGCUCAUUUUCAUCGUGAAGUCCAACGCGACCGAGCUGCCCACGCCGAUCCAGGGGGGAAUAGGGGUUAUGUUGGAGCCUCUCGUGGCCAAAUUCAACCACAGUUGUGAACCUAAUCUGGCCGUCCAUAGGCCUCAACAUACCAUGAGCAGCCGCUGGAUGAGCUCUACACAACUCUCAGACGAUGAGCGCCGGACAUUCGUCCACGUCAUUCCCCUGAGAGACAUCCAGCAAGGUGAAGAGCUCCUUAACUGCUACAUUGUUCCCACGGCGUCGGCGAAUGCCCGGAGAGCGAAAUUGAUGGAGGACUACUUCUUUACGUGCCACUGUCCUAAAUGCCUCUCGGAUGUUAAUGCCGCUACAGACCUAGCUGCUACUCAACCGAGUCUCCCCACCCAAUUUGACAAAUGGACGGAGUCGGUUUCACGCCAUCUCGCGCCAGAAAAAAGAAGCCUUGACGCCUUUCGAAGGGCCGCCGCCGGUAUGGACAAGUCAGAGCGCUUCCUCGAAUAUCCCGCGCUCUACACCACGGGCAAAUUCCCCGAGAUGGCGAUGAGACUCAUUCUGGAAGGGUUGAAGCAGCAGGCCUUGGACGAAGCCGUGGUCAACAUACUUCGGAUUUAUUUUCUCGUCAAUCCACAGCGCUUGGUCGGUCGACAUAACCCCACCAACAUCUACACGAUCUUCCUCAUGCUUGACAUAUUUGAUGCGAUUUUGGGAAUCUCGACCCCGUCUGGAGUCACCGGCGACAAGGUCGAGAAUUGGCUGCGUGAUCUCUCAAAUCGGGGGUUGAGUAGAGAUGGGGUGAUUUACUGGCGGCACAGAAUAUGCACAGAUGUACGAAAACGGCUGGAGGAUAGCGCAUUGACGGAUGUGCUCAGUCUGGUCCAGAAGCGGGAGGAGCAGGCGAAGCAGACCAUCGACAAAGACCGUCUGGCCGAAGGAGAGGGAUUAAAGAAGCGUGCGGAAGAGGAGAUGAGAGUGGUGCUAGGGUUGAAAGAGCAAAGGUGGCAGGGUGUUAUGCAGGAGACCGGGUGCUGA
Molecule: messenger RNA, 1653 nt
Organism: Cladophialophora psammophila CBS 110553
Lineage: Eukaryota; Fungi; Ascomycota; Eurotiomycetes; Chaetothyriales; Herpotrichiellaceae
Exons: 1
Coding region: 1-1653 (550 amino acids)
Cellular component (GO): nucleus
Molecular function (GO): protein binding
Source: RefSeq, a predicted model, not a curated record